Messenger RNA from Ostreobium quekettii, 387 nucleotides. NCBI's taxonomy places the organism in Eukaryota, Viridiplantae, Chlorophyta, Ulvophyceae, Bryopsidales, Ostreobiaceae. The record is from the annotation of a GenBank genome assembly.
AUGGGAGUGCCAGCACGACCGCCAGAAAUGAUGGACGGCAGGCGCCACGGGGAGGGUGAGCUGGUCUGCGUGGUUGACCAGCUGCUGUCUUGUGGAAACCAAGCGUUUCGGCAAAGCCAUUACGAUGAAGCCAUCGGAUUCUACGACAGAGCCCUCACCAUCGACACACGCAACUACAGGGCACUGUGCAACCGCUCCGCUGCCCACCUUGCGGCUGGGCAUCGCUUAAAAUCGCUGGGCGAUGCGAGAAGGAGCACACUGGUGAAGCCUGACGGGCAGAAGGGGUACUACAGAUUGGGGAUGGCCUUCAUGCAGCUGUGCUGUUGGGAGCUGGCGGGGCACGCGCUCAGACAAGCCAGGGAGAAAGGGCCGGGGGGUUCCCAACUG